Messenger RNA from Portunus trituberculatus (swimming crab), 448 nucleotides. RefSeq names its product band 4.1-like protein 5. The record is from RefSeq and is a predicted model, not a curated record. The transcript has 4 exons. Bases 74 to 448 code for a protein of 124 amino acids. Gene Ontology annotation, cellular component: cytoskeleton. NCBI's taxonomy places the organism in Eukaryota, Metazoa, Arthropoda, Malacostraca, Decapoda, Portunidae.
CUCACCAUUUACUCACAUUGCAGGUACCAGUUCUUCCUGCAGCUGAAGCAAGAGAUACUCACCGGACGACUCGAUGUGCCUUACUCAUCAGGGAUUGAGUUAUUUGCCCUUAGCUUGCAGUCCGCUUGGUGACUAUGAUGAAACGGUCCACACGCCUGGGUUUGUUUCCGAAUUCCACUUCUGCCCAGGCCAAACUGACUCUAUGGAGGAAGACAUACUGGAGAAAUACAAGGAAUACAGUGGCCUGACCCCAGCCCAGGCAGAGCAGAGUUACCUGAACAAGGCCAAGUGGAUGGAGAUGUAUGGGGUGGACAUGCACACUGUUCUGGGUACGGCCAGAGUUACCGCCUGGGCCUCACCGACCGGCAUCCUGGUGUUUGAAGAGAGACAAAGAUUGGACUGUUUUUCUGGCCCAAGAUCACCAAACUCGACUUUAAGAAGAAACUGA